AUGUAUCUCCGAGCCGCACACGUCGAGAAGAGCGUCCAAGUGCUCCAACAACUAAUCCACGACAACCCGCUCGGUCUCCUCACGACCGCCAUCAAAUCCACCGACCACCCAUUCAUCCAGACGAGCCACAUCCCCUUCCUUCUCGAUGUGCCUCCCACAAGCGAGGAGGAUGAGAAUGCUUCCAACGGGAUCCUGCGUGGGCACAUCGCCAGAGCGAACCCGCAAGCCAAAGCGCUGAUGGAAGCGCUGGCAGCGGAACAAGCAAGCGGAAAAAACACCCUAGAAUUACCAGACGAAGUCCUGGUCUUAUUCAACGCCCCGCACCACCACUACGUCACUCCCAAAUUCUAUACCGAAACCAAGCCCGCGACAGGCAAAGUCGUCCCGACGUGGAACUACGCCGCCGCGCAGGCCUACGGACGGAUUAAGGUCUACUGCGACAGCAAGUCUGAGGAGACGCAGAGCUUCCUCCAGACACAGAUUGAGGAUCUAUCGCAGCACGCGGAAGGGUCGAUCAUGGGCUCAUCCACGCCGUGGAAGGUGUCCGAUGCGCCUGACUCGUAUGUCGACCUGCUGAGGAAGAAUAUCAUCGGGGUUGAAAUUCGCAUUGAGCGCUUGCAGGGCAAGUUUAAGAUGAGUCAGGAGAUGGGCGUGGGUGAUCGCCAGGGUGUUAUACAGGGGUUUGAGAAAUUAGAGUCCGAUGUGGGUCAGGGCGUGGCGGCGAUGGUUAAGGAGCGAGGUGAGUUGAAGGACUCCAAGAAGGGGUAG
Molecule: messenger RNA, 768 nt
Organism: Penicillium lagena
Lineage: Eukaryota; Fungi; Ascomycota; Eurotiomycetes; Eurotiales; Aspergillaceae
Product: FMN-binding negative transcriptional regulator
Exons: 1
Coding region: 1-768 (255 amino acids)
Source: RefSeq, a predicted model, not a curated record